Paramecium octaurelia is the source of this 590-nucleotide messenger RNA. The record is from the annotation of a GenBank genome assembly. NCBI's taxonomy places the organism in Eukaryota, Ciliophora, Oligohymenophorea, Peniculida, Parameciidae.
AUGGAUGAUACUCUAGUCAUAUAUCCAGCAGGCUUUCAUAAGUGUGCUAUUAUUACAAGAGAAAAGUCAAAGUUACUUCCAAGGAUUCGAACAUUACUGAGAAUUAUCAUGUAUGGCUCUCUCACAUAUGAAGAGUAUUUUUAACAGCAGGGGUGAAGGGCGAAAAGCCUGCAUUACACAUUUACGACAUGAUGACUCAAAAGAAAGAGAUAUAUUUCUAUCGUGAUGCUCAAGUCAAGGAACUGAGAUCUGUUGCAUUCGGACCUAUGGUCGAAAUAAUUCUCAUCGCCAAGACAAAUAAACUUUUUCGAUUGAAGUCAUGCAGACUAUUCAUUAAGGAUUUGCAAUUGCCGAGCCAAUUCUACAAUUUACAUAGAUAGCAAAUAAUAUAAAAUAUCUAUGUGCUUCAUGUAAAUCAAUUUCUGAAACAAAGGAUUCUGCUUUAUGUCCAUCAGUAAAGAUAAAAUAAUAGUAAUGGGCGUUAAGCUAUAAAUAGGAGACUGAAUAGUUUUCGGAAGAAAAGCAACAAUUUGAAUUAGUCUCUUUGCCAUUUCGCUUCUUUCUCCAGUAAACACUUGAAUUCAAAUUGA